AUGUUGCUCAACCGCCAGGCUUUCGUGUCGGGCGCGGUGGUCUUCGCUUUCGUUCUUUGUUGUUGUUUCGUCGCGGCCGAGGGCAACGACUUCACCCUCUUCAAGAUCGAAGAGGCCACCACACGCGACGCCGUGUGCAGCGAUGGGUCGGCCGCGGGCUACUACUUCCGGCCAGGGUCGGGGUCGGGCCAGCAGGUCUGGCACUUCCACCUCAUGGGCGGGUUCUGGUGCUGGGACGCGGAGUCGUGCGCCGAGCGGCAGAAGCGGGCGCCGUACCUGAUCUCCCUCGCCGGGUACAAGGAGCAGUGGUCCGGUCCCGUGGGCAUCUUCGCCCAGAACGAGACCACCAACCCGCUCUUCCACAACGUCAACCACGUCUACGUCCUGUAUUGCUCGAGCGAUGCGUGGAGCGGCGACGCGUCAAAGACCCAAUCCAACAUCUUUCACUUCCGGGGCAAGAAGAUCGUCAAGGCUGUGCUCGAGGACGUGUACAAGUACCGUGGCCUGCGCGAGUCGAGCGAUCAGCGCCAAAUUCUCUUCUCCGGAUGCUCGGCCGGCGGUGUCGGCGUCGUCGUGAACGCCAACUUUGUGCAAGCGACGCUGCGCGACCUGCUCAAGAACAAUGCCACGCGCGUGCUCAGCCUGGCUGAUGCGGGCAUCAUGUUCGACUAUCCGCUCUAUCCCGAGCACCUGCCGUUGGACCACGUCUUCGACACGACCAUCAUUCCGGCUCUGGAACAGUUCACCAAGGGCUUCCCCCUGUGGAACGGCCAACUCGACAGCUCCUGCACGGCCGCCUACCCCAAGCAGCCGGAGAAGUGCUAUUUUGGCCAGUACGCGUACUCGUUCAUCGACACUCCUAUGCUGGUCAACCAGCAGCAGUACGACGCCUGGCAGCUCGACUGGUACAUUCCACUUCUUUGCCGCUCUACAAUAAUGACGUUGACGGAGGCCACCGCCAUCUACAGGAACAUCGGCUACGUGCCGGCGCAGUACAACAGCAGCAUGGAGACCUACGCCAACAACUACCGGCUGAACACGGUGGAGGUGCUGGCCGUCAUGACCAAGAAGCAGCACACCAUCUUCUCGGGCAUGUGCUUCAGCCACUGCAGCACGGAUAACAACAACUGGACCAACCUGCGCCUGAGCGAUGACACGGACACCUCCCUGGCAGCUGUGUUUGGACCCUGGUGGGAAGCCCAGGGAACAGCGGCGCCCCAGUUCUACUUUGACCACUGUGGCAGCUUCAAUUGCAGUAUUGGCUGCCCUGCCCCUGAGUUCUGA
This is a messenger RNA of Acanthamoeba castellanii str. Neff, 1284 nucleotides long. Its product is annotated as Pectinacetylesterase. The record is from RefSeq and is a predicted model, not a curated record. Gene Ontology annotation, molecular function: hydrolase activity. The transcript is spliced from 12 exons. Lineage: Eukaryota; Discosea; Longamoebia; Acanthamoebidae. Bases 1 to 1284 code for a protein of 427 amino acids.